Messenger RNA from Physcomitrium patens, 2229 nucleotides. RefSeq names its product threonine synthase, chloroplastic. Lineage: Eukaryota; Viridiplantae; Streptophyta; Bryopsida; Funariales; Funariaceae. Gene Ontology annotation, biological process: amino acid metabolic process. The record is from RefSeq and is a predicted model, not a curated record. Gene Ontology annotation, molecular function: pyridoxal phosphate binding.
UCUCCAAGUUGGGUGCGCCAGACGUCUACGCUCGCUGCCUGCGCUGGAUCACGGGCCAUUUUCAGCCCCAAUUUGUUCCUGUCGGGUGCCAAGCUGAGCUCCCUGGGCUUGUAAAAACGUCGCUGCAAUCGUGGCAAUUCCAAAUUUUUGCGCAAUUCGAGAAACAAUGGUGGGAGCAGUGGCGGUCACGUCCGGUGAUAUAAGAUUGGAGGUGGGCAUUGCGAAAAGCAGGCUUGCCGAGAGCCUGAGCUUGCAUUCGCAUUCGUCGUGGUCUCUGCGGGUUGGGAGCACGAAGGAAGCCAAGAUGGUGCCAUCGCUCGUAGCAGCGGAUGCCGGAAAGAAGCCUUCAGGGAUGGUUGCAGCGAGCGCGUUGCCAUCGUCGCAGGGGGUAGCUGAGACCGCCGCCCUUGGGGCACCUGCAGUGUCUCUGGAGAAGGUUGUUGCCGAUUCCUCUGAAUUGGUAGCGAGUGAUGGAUCUGGGUCUGUGCUGAAGAAUGGGAUAGAGGGUAUCAGGGACAUGGCGCGUCGGCAGCGGACCGGUAGCUCUCCAACCACAUUCUCUGCCAAGUUUGUGCCGUUUUCGCCUGGACAGGAGACUGACGAGGAAUACUCCUUGGAUGAGGUGAUUUACAGGAGUAAGACUGGGAUGCUGUUGGAUGUCCAGCAUGACAUGGAGGCUUUGAAGAGAGCUGGAGAUGGGAAUUACUGGAAGAAUUUGUUCGAUUCGAGGGUGGGGAAAACGACAUGGCCUUACGGCUCUGGAGUGUGGAGCAAAAAAGAGUGGGUAUUGCCAGAGAUUGAUGACGAUGACAUCGUGAGUUUGUUUGAAGGCAAUUCCAACUUGUUCUGGGCUGAGCGGUUUGGCAAAGAGGUCCUGGACAUGACUGAUUUAUGGGUGAAGCACUGCGGUAUCAGUCACACAGGCUCGUUCAAGGACCUUGGAAUGACCGUGUUGGUUUCUCAAGUAAACAGGUUGAGGAGGUUGGGCAAGCCUCUUCUGGGGGUGGGAUGCGCUUCAACAGGGGAUACAUCGGCAGCUCUCUCAGCUUACUGUGCAGCCACCGGAAUUCCUGCACUCGUCUUCCUUCCCGCGAACAAAAUUUCCAUAGCUCAACUGGUGCAGCCAAUCGCCAACGGGGCCUUGGUUCUAAGCAUGGACACAGAUUUCGAUGGGUGCAUGCGGCUCAUCAGGCAGGUGACUUCAGAGCUCCCCAUCUACCUCGCAAACUCACUCAACAGUCUCCGCCUGGAGGGUCAGAAAACGGCUGCGAUUGAGAUUCUGCAGCAAUUCGAUUGGGAGGUUCCAGAUUGGGUAAUUGUACCCGGAGGAAACCUUGGAAACAUCUACGCAUUCUACAAAGGUUUCUACAUGUGCAAGGAGUUGGGUUUGGUGGACAGAAUGCCUAGACUCGUCUGUGCUCAGGCGGCGAAUGCCAACCCUCUCUACAGGGCAUUCAAAAACGGCUGGGAGACUUUCCAACCGAUCAAAGCUCUCCCCACUUUCGCAUCAGCGAUUCAAAUCGGAGAUCCAGUUUCCAUUGACAGAGCCAUCUACGCUUUGUCCCAGGCCGAUGGCAUUGUGGAGGAGGCCACGGAGCAAGAGAUCAUGGAUGCAUGUGCUCAAGCAGACAAGUCUGGAAUGUUCACUUGCCCUCACACAGGCGUUGCUCUGGUUGCUUUGCAGAAACUGAGGCAGCGUGGCGUCAUCGGUCGCAACGACAGGACAGUCGUCGUAAGCACCGCUCACGGACUCAAAUUCACCCAAUCUAAAGUCGAGUAUCAUUCUUCUGGGCUGCCAGCAAUCACAAGCCAGUUUGCUAAUCCUCCCAUCUCGGUGGCUGACGAUCUGGACUCCAUUAUGGACGUCCUUCGCCAAAAGCUCUCCCUCAAAUGACCCACCUCCGACGUCAUUUCUAGCGUCUCCACGCUCGAUGUAGAUUACUGUGAGUGGCUCGAGCUACGGUCAUGUAGAAAAGCGCUUUCACUCCCUCUAAAACUAGCGGUUUUGACUCACAACUAGCGGCACAAAAUGUUUCUUCAGAACUUGUUCCUUUCUACAUAUAAUAACUGGUUUUUCAUGGACCUUAGGAGUGGGCUUCCUGUGUGUGCCCCUUUGGCUAUGAUACCAACCAUGGUGGGCAUUUCUAGUCUCCAAACAUGGGAAUAGAGGAGAAGAAGAUGGGUUGGAGAAUGAAUCUUAAAUGAAUUCCACGAUUGUUUUAUUUUCAA